AUGCGUCCUCUGAAGAGAAAACAGCAGCGUUUACUAUACACGAGCAUCAACGCGGACUUGGUCCAACGCCGAAUGGAUGCGAACGGAGGAGCAACCGCUUUCAUUGAUGAUUUCACGGCCUGGGUAAGCGACCCAACAGCGCAAAGCAAUCUUGAAGGCAUCCAGUCGAUAGUUGAACAUGCCACAGAAUGGGAACUACGGAGCGGUGCGACAUUGGAGGCGAAGAAAACGGCAAUCGUACACUGUACCCGUAUCGCACGAGAAAUUGACACAACACCCAUUGUGAUCAAAGGGCAGCCUGUGCAUCCCCAAGAAUCCGCCAAGAUCCUAGGCGUGGUUAUGGACAAUCGGCUUCAAUUUAGACAACACAUCGCUCGGGCCGCGUCAAAGGGCCUUGAAGCGGCCAUGGAACUGACGAGAAUUCGAGGACUGUCAGCAAAAACGGCUCGUCAGCUGUUUGCAGCCACAGUGAUUCCAGUUGUGGACUACGCUUCGAAUGUGUGGAUGCAUGCCUACAAAGACAAGUUGAUAGGACCGAUUAACCGUAUUCAGCGGGCAGGGGCGCAAGCCAUCGUGGGCACCUUCAUGACCGUAGGACGGCCGUUGCGGAGGCUGAGGCCCACAUCGUGA
This is a messenger RNA of Cordyceps fumosorosea ARSEF 2679, 630 nucleotides long. RefSeq names its product reverse transcriptase. The coding region runs from base 1 to 630 and encodes 209 amino acids. Lineage: Eukaryota; Fungi; Ascomycota; Sordariomycetes; Hypocreales; Cordycipitaceae. The record is from RefSeq and is a predicted model, not a curated record. The transcript has a single exon.